Symbiodinium pilosum is the source of this 927-nucleotide messenger RNA. Lineage: Eukaryota; Dinophyceae; Suessiales; Symbiodiniaceae. The record is from the annotation of a GenBank genome assembly.
AUGGCACCGUCCAUGGAGGACGACUCGGGCGGCAGCCUGUUUGAGGACGCCCGGACCUUGUCCCAAAUGAAGCGAAGUCGCAUCGAUCUUACUCGACGGUACGUCUUUCUGUGUCCGACAGCUCUGAGUAAGCAUUUCGAGGCGCUGCCACUCGCAGCCAAGGAGUCCUCUCUUCUCGUCUUUAGAUGUGCCAGAAGCUUCGUGUUCAAAGACCCGCCCUCAGUCCGCCGCUCGAGACUGCGUGCGCGAGUGGAGUGCGGCAGCCAUGCGAAGCCGUCCUCGGCGCCCAAGUCGGGGCUGGCAGCGCUCUACCGGUCUGAGUUCUCUGACGAAUUCUUGCAGUGGGUCCUUACCAAGGAGAAGGAGGGCUGCGUCUUCUGGUACAAGCCAGACCAGGAUCUGGAGAAGAUGUCCAGCUUCUUUGAAGGGAAAGUCGAUCCUUUGGAUGAGCAACCCUACAGGCCACUUCUCUUGGAUGCCAUGUGGUGGCGAGUCCGAUUUGAUCGGGGCAGCGCGAGGUAUGUAGGCAACCCUCGGGGUAUUCUGGCAGCGAUAGCGGCUUUCCAUCACGGAAUGGGCCAAGAGAGAGACCUCGAUCUCCCAUCACUGCAGGAGCUCAUCUUCCAAAGCAAUCCGACCUUGGAGCCUGUUGUGAAGUGGCCCCAUGCCCCUUCCAUGCGCUUCUUGCCGGCCAAGGUUGAAGAAACGCCAGAGUACAAAGGGUACAUUGAGGGCAACCCGAGGCGACCUGGUCUCCAAGGGGAAGCUGUACUAGAGCGGCUUCAGAAAUGGCCCGACAGACCGAGAGCACGUUUGGAUAACCUCCACCACCACUGGCAGGCCCAGGAGAUGUCGAUGAGCCGGCAGAGUGUCUUUUCAUUUGGGGGUAGCGCCGUCCUUCGUGCUUCUUCGGGUACACCGCGGUGA